This is a messenger RNA of Fusarium sp. VM40, 216 nucleotides long. The record is from the annotation of a GenBank genome assembly. NCBI's taxonomy places the organism in Eukaryota, Fungi, Ascomycota, Sordariomycetes, Hypocreales, Nectriaceae.
AUGCCUUCCUACAUUAUCACUUGCAAGGACGACGCGACCGACGAGCAGGUCCAGGCUGCCAAGCAGCACGCCAAGGAUCAAGGAGGCAAGAUCACCCACGAGUACAGCCUUAUCAAGGGUUUUGCUUGCGAAUUCCCCAGCGACGCCGUUAACACUCUCGAGAGCCAUGAGCACGUCAAGGCAGUUGAGAAAGACGGCGAGAUGAAGACCCAGUAA